Messenger RNA from Prunus mume (Japanese apricot), 387 nucleotides. The record is from RefSeq and is a predicted model, not a curated record. Lineage: Eukaryota; Viridiplantae; Streptophyta; Magnoliopsida; Rosales; Rosaceae.
AUGAAGGCUCUGAAGGGUGGGGUAUGGGAGAAGGUUGAAUUGGCCACCAAGUUUGGUAUCAGUUUUGCUGAUAAUAACAAGAGGGAGGUUCGAGGUGACCCUGCCUAUGUGAGAGCUGCUAUUGAGGGUAGUUUGAAGCACCUUGGUGUUGAUUCUGUUGAUCUCUAUUAUCAGCAUCGGAUUGAUACUCGCAUCCCCAUUGAAGUCACGGUUGGGGAACUCAAGAAACUAGUUGAAGAAGGUAAGGUAAAGUACAUUGGCCUACCCGAGGCCUCUGCUUCCACAAUAAGAAGAGCACACGCUGUUCAUCCAAUAACAGCUGUGCAGUUGGAGUGGUCAUUGUGGUCAAGAGAUGUGCAGGAAGAUAUAAUUCCUACUUGGCGGUGA